ACUCAAUUGACUAAUUGAGCCAUUUUCUUCCGGCCCGGUUUCUGGGGAAGACACGGAAUCCGGGGUUAGUUAUCUGGGGAGAAGAUCGACGAUGAAUCUUGCCGUUCGACUGUUCUGACGGACUUUUGUCCGCAAUUCGGCGGAGGCUGAGACGGGCAGAUUUCCUUUUCUAUCCGGUUUGGGGUGAUUCUAUCCGAGAUACCAAGACGCUGUUACAUUCAAAUCGUCAUUGUGGGUAGUCGAGAUGGGAGGGAGGGGUCUGUCUUAAACCUGCCCUCCCUCUCUCUUUUCUCCUCUACUCUCGCCCUCUCUUCUUUUUUGUCCUUCUCUCUCUCCAUCUUCACAAUGGCUCCUCAAAUCGUCGAUGCUCCCCCAACUACUUUUGACAUUGAAACCGUCCGGCCGGCUUCUUUGGAUGAGAAGAAGGACCCCAUCCCUCCCUACCAGCAGGAUGCCUUUGGCGAUGAGGAAUUCGCAGAAAUCAAGUACAAGGUCUUGAAGUGGUGGCAAUGCGGGUUGCUCAUGGUGGCCGAAACCGUUUCACUCGGUGUUCUCUCCCUCCCCAAGGCCGUUGCUGGCCUGGGUCUGGCCCCUGCUAUCGUCCUCCUCGUCGGUCUGGGUAUCCUGGCUACCUAUACUGGCCUCAUCAUUGGCCAAUUCAAAACAAGAUAUCCCCAGAUCUCCAACAUGGCUGAUGCUGGUGAGGUUCUUGCCGGUCGAUUCGGGCGUGAAGCUCUCGGGUUUGCUCAGAUCUUGUUUCUCGUGUUUGUCAUGGCCAGUCAUAUCCUGACCUUCACCACUGCGAUGAACACAAUCACUGAGAGUGCGACAUGCUCGAUUGUCUUUGGAGUAGUUGGUCUCAUCAUCUCGUUUGUCUGUUCCAUUCCUCGGACUUUGGAAAAGAUGUCGUGGCUUUCACUAGUUUCCUUUAUCAGUAUCCUAGCUUCGGUCUUCAUCACCAUGAUCGCAGUCGGUGUCCAAAACAACGGAGCGCCAAUGCAGGUCACUGUUGAGACAGACCUCAUCCACGGCUUUACUGCAGUCACCAACAUCGUCUUUGCCUUCUCCGGCCACGCCGCCUUCUUCGGUCUCAUGGCCGAACUCAAAGACCCCCGCGACUUCCCCAAAGCCCUCUGCCUCCUCCAAUCCAUCGACAUCUCCCUCUACAUCAUCGCCGCAAUAGUCAUCUACCGCUACACCGGCUCCGACGUAACCUCACCCGCACUCGGCUCCGCAGGCCCCCUCAUCUCCAAAAUCGCCUAUGGCGUCGCCAUCCCCACCAUCAUCAUCGCCGGCGUCAUCAACGGCCACAUCGCAUUCAAAUACGUCUACAUCCGCAUCUUCCGCGGCACGGACCGCAUGCACAAGCGCGACUGGCUCGCCGUGAGCUCGUGGAUCGGCAUCGGAUUAGGGCUGUGGAUUCUGGCGUGGAUCAUCGCCGAGGCGAUUCCGAUUUUCUCGAACCUGCUCAGUCUGAUCACGGCGCUUUUUGCGAGUUGGUUUACGUAUGGUCUUAGUGGGAUUUUUUGGUUGUAUAUGAAUAAGGGGAUUUGGUUUUCUUCGCCGAGAAAGGUGGUGCUUACCCUGUUGAAUGUUUGUAUUGUUGGGAUUGGUGGUUGUUUGUGUGGCCUUGGUCUGUACGUCUCAGGUAAAGCCAUCCACGAUAAUCCCAGCAGUGCCAGUUUCUCCUGCUCUCGGGUGGAAUAAUCCCUGUUGGUUUCUUAUGCUCAUUUCAGCGACUGGGUUGUGGCGUCUCAUAUAACUUGCAUAUUUGAUG
Molecule: messenger RNA, 1777 nt
Organism: Aspergillus wentii DTO 134E9
Lineage: Eukaryota; Fungi; Ascomycota; Eurotiomycetes; Eurotiales; Aspergillaceae
Product: neutral amino acid permease
Exons: 7
Coding region: 346-1707 (453 amino acids)
Biological process (GO): amino acid transmembrane transport
Cellular component (GO): vacuolar membrane
Molecular function (GO): amino acid transmembrane transporter activity
Source: RefSeq, a predicted model, not a curated record